AUGGAGACUGAGAAUUCGAUCGAGCGCGCCAUCGCCGCCGCGGAGCGCGACGCCGCUGAGAGCAACCGCGCAUCAACCGCGGCUGCGCAGCGACGCGCGAGCAAGAGCCAGCGGCCUGUUUACGCAAGUGAGAGCAAGAGCCAGUGGGUGGCAUUUGUUGCACAGCUUCCGCACAUCCUGGUGGCCGCUGCGAUCGGGGUCGCCGCCGUGUUGGAACGCCUCUGCUCGACGGUGAGCACGAUGGGCGUCUUGCUGAUGGUGCCCGCGCUCGGCCUCUUCGAGGCGGGCCUGCUCCGCGCCAAGAAUUCGGUCUCCGUGCUGAUCCAGUGCUUUGCUGGCGUUGCCGUCCUCACCGUGCUCUGGUUCGUGAUCGGAUUCUCUCUCUGCUUCUCGCAAGGCAUGUUUGCCGCCAUCACCCCGCUGCUGACGCUCCUCGUCUACUACCCGCUCUGCCACUGGGUGUGGGGCGGCGGCUGGCUGGCCCGGCUCGGCGUGUGCGACUUUGCGGGCGGCAUCGUCAUACACACCUCCGCCGGAGUCGCCUCGCUCGUGACGGCGCUUCGGCUCGGUCCGCGCGUGGGCUUUGCCGGCCUUGCCUCCCACUCGCUCGCUCCUCACAAUUUGCCGAUGGCCGCCACGGGCGCCGGGCUGCUGUGGGUUGGCUGGUUCGCCUUCAACGGGGGCAGCGCGCUCGCGGUGGGCAGCCUCGCGGCGAGCGCACUGCUGUCCACGCACGUCGCCGGCGCGGGCGGCGCGCUGGUGUGGCUCGCCCUCGAUUGGGGCCACGCAGGCCGCCCGACCUUUGUCGGCUGCAUCAACGGCGCCCUCUCAGGGCUCGCCGGCGUGACGCCCGCCUCGGGCUACGUGACGCCCUCGGCGGGGCUCGUGGUCGGGCUGGAGUAUCUCCGCAUUGACGAUGCGCUCGACGUCACCUCGAUCCACGGCGUGACGGGCGUGGUGGGCUCGCUGCUCCUCGGAGUGUACGCCUCGAGCGAGGUCAAUCCGGCUGGCCCGGACGGCUCGCUCGACCAGCUAAGGCUGCAGGCGCUCGGCGUGGCGGUGGCUAUUGCGUGGUCCGGCGCGGGCACGUGGCUCGCUGAGGAGCUGGACGGGCUCGACCGCUCGCAGCACGCAGAGAGUUCGUACCUCGACCUCGCCGCCUUUGUCAAGCACGCAACGCCCACCACCGACGAGCUGUUUGAAGGGGCCAAUCUUGCGCUGGGCGACGUCUCGCCCGCGGCGAAGCGGAGGAGCGGCCAGAGCCUCUCGGCGCGCCUGGCCUCAGAGAUCGCCGAGGCGGCGAUGGUGUGA
This is a messenger RNA of Emiliania huxleyi CCMP1516, 1311 nucleotides long. RefSeq lists its product as hypothetical. Bases 1 to 1311 code for a protein of 436 amino acids. The transcript has 9 exons. Lineage: Eukaryota; Haptophyta; Isochrysidales; Noelaerhabdaceae. Gene Ontology annotation, molecular function: ammonium channel activity. Gene Ontology annotation, cellular component: plasma membrane. Gene Ontology annotation, biological process: ammonium transmembrane transport. The record is from RefSeq and is a predicted model, not a curated record.